Messenger RNA from Penaeus indicus, 768 nucleotides. Its product is annotated as protein SpAN-like. Gene Ontology annotation, molecular function: metalloendopeptidase activity; zinc ion binding. The record is from RefSeq and is a predicted model, not a curated record. Gene Ontology annotation, biological process: proteolysis. Bases 1 to 768 code for a protein of 255 amino acids. The transcript is spliced from 5 exons. NCBI's taxonomy places the organism in Eukaryota, Metazoa, Arthropoda, Malacostraca, Decapoda, Penaeidae.
AUGGCUAUCUUGGAGUGGGAGCAGGCAACUUGUAUUGACUUCAUGGAAGUGUCUAAAGGGUACAGUGGCCCGCACCUGAAGAUACAGAGACAUUCUGACGACUGCAGGUCCUUCAUUGGCAUGGUAUCCACAACUGGUCAAGAUUUUUAUAUAUCUAAGGAAUGCGAGGGUCAGCAUGGCGAGUUGCUGCACUUGCUUGGUUACGCAGUCGGAUUUUGGCCAGAGGAGACUCGCUCAGAUCGUAAUUAUUAUAUCCGGAUUAAUGAUAACAACGUUCAGAAACCUGUGGUGGACAACUUCCCCAUAAAUUCUGAUAAUAACUACAGCGUCCCGUUCGACUACUGUUCUAUCAUGUUUCACCAUGAGCGGGCUUUCACGAAUAAUGGCGGAAUAACAAUAGCCACAUUAGACCCCAUAUACCAAGGGGUUCUUGGACAGCGCUCUCAGAUAUCUCACAUGGACAAAUUAUUGGCAAACACUAUGUACCAGUGUACGGACAAGUUGUUGAGCCAGUGUUCGCUGGGGAGUGAUCCUUGUUUGAACGGUGGAUACCUGGACACAUCAUGUACCUGCGUAUGUCCGGACGGCAUAAAUGGGACCUUCUGUGAUACUGUUCAUUCAGCCUAUGGCGAACAGUGUCUGUCAGCAUAUUCAGAGACUGUCACUUCGGAAACUUCCAUCUCGUCACCGAGUUCACCAGAUAUGCCCUCAGUCAAUGCAGAUGUUGAAAAGUGUUGGUACAAGGAUUCAGCCUUGCCUCAUCCCUGA